UAAGUGAGAGUUGCUCACACAAACAAAAAUUGCUAGCAAUAAAUUUAAAGUAACCUCAGCUGUGCCGCAGCGAAAAUACUAACAUAAAUCCUUCAAGCGUGUAAACCCCUCUGGAAAUCACUGAACAUGGGUCAGAAUAAUUCAAAAACCACAGACAAGUCCGAUAAAAAAUCAAAAUUACCUGUAAAACCAACAAAAAUUAAAUUUAAAGUCUCAAACAACAGCUCAGUACGACUCCCAUUUCCGGUUACGUGUAACCCACGUCCACGAAUCGGCGAAGACUUCCAUGAUUACGUAUCCAGAACAUGCGGGAGUGCUUAUGUGACUGACUUUGUUUACAACUUACGGACUAUAAGUUCAAUGCAUUCUAAUUUAUUUCCGGAGCCUUAUCCCGAACGAUUAUCGCCAGAAAACAGGUCAGUAGAAAUGUUGAAUAUCAUUUGUGAUAAGAAAAGUAGUCUGCUUAAAAAGUCCUGUAGAAAAUAUAUGAUAGAAUGCCGCGACGUGAUGCAUCAAAUGUUACCACUAUGGAAAAAGGGACCGGAACCAGGUGUAGAUACUUUUACAUCAAAUAAAACUAGUGCAGGCUCCAGCAUAGAAAAUAAAUCUACCGCGGGAAAAGCUAGUCUUGCAUGCUCAGCCAUUCAGCCCACAGCCCCACCGCCAUACGAAGAUGAGACCGAAUUAAUAGUUGCUGCAGCAGCCGCAUGCAAACAACGUCAGCGCUUUGAUCCAACCAGCUUAAAAGACAGUGACACAAAACCUGAAUCACAUGCAACGGGUCUCAGCCACCUAAUUGAACAAGAUCAGGAAAAACAAUAUAUACGCCGCGAGGAAGAAUUAGCAGAACAUAGAAAGAGAGAAAAACUUUUGAAAGAAGAAUGUGAGGAACUUAUGAAAAACAAUUUAGACGUCUAUGAAGAAAAACUUUUGCAUCAGGCAGUGUCCACAAUAGACACCCACAUGAAACGCCAUGAUUUCGUAGCUAGAGGUUUAGAGGUAGCUAAAGAAAUACCUGUUACCCGAACUUUAAUAAAGACUUAUCUAAAAGAAAAAAAGGAAAAACAAAGCCGGAAUGACAAAGGUCCUCACGCCAACACUCGCGGUAGUAAACAAACAGACCCAAAGCAUGAUAAAGCAUCCACAACUGCAGAGUUUUUGUGGGUAAAUAAUGACAAAGUCGCCGAUUUCUUUAAGAAUCUAAAGAAAUUCCUGCUCACAAUGUCCAGAGACAAAAUUGACUUAAAUGCAGUAACUAUGUGUAAACAGAAGCCUGAUGAAUCUAUCCUAGUAUUCAUAAAACGCUUUAUGCACUGUUGGACUGAUGAGGCAUGCAUGCCAGAGUAUGGUAAUGAUCAGAUUUUCAUCACCACCUUUUUGAACAAUAUCCACCCAGAAUGCUCUCAGUUGCUAAAAAGAACGGCACGACCUGCACAGGUGUACUGGCCCAAGAGCAUGGCAGUGGCUACCGUCCAGUAG
Molecule: messenger RNA, 1479 nt
Organism: Maylandia zebra (zebra mbuna)
Lineage: Eukaryota; Metazoa; Chordata; Actinopteri; Cichliformes; Cichlidae
Source: RefSeq, a predicted model, not a curated record